This is a messenger RNA of Plutella xylostella (diamondback moth), 1329 nucleotides long. It is a transcript of the gene Bub3, whose product is annotated as mitotic checkpoint protein Bub3. Lineage: Eukaryota; Metazoa; Arthropoda; Insecta; Lepidoptera; Plutellidae. Gene Ontology annotation, molecular function: protein binding. The record is from RefSeq and is a predicted model, not a curated record.
AACUGUCACAUUCACAACUUGAAAUUUUUGUGGAAAUUCGGAGAGGACGACGCUUUAAUUAUUAUUCUUUCGUCUAUAAACAUAAGCGGCUCAUUUUUAUUUAUUUGUUUAUUUUAUUAGUCAUCAAAAAUUGCUUCCACAAUGACAGUCACGCGGGUUGCGGAAUCCCGCACCGAAUUUAAAUUAAAGACAUUACCCGAAGACGCUAUUUCAAGCGUUAAGUUUGCACCAAAAUCUAAUCAAUUUCUUCUAGUUUCAUCUUGGGAUUGUUCAGUGAGGUUAUAUGAUGUCACCGCCAACGUUGAACGCCACAAAUACAGCCAUGAACUCCCGGUUCUGGACAUUUGUUUUCGAGAUGCAGUCCACUCCUAUAGUGGAGGGUUGGAUCAAACACUCAAGAUGUACGACCUGAACGCCGGGGCUGAGACCAUGCUUGGGGAACAUAAAGGUGCAAUCCGGUGCGUGGAAUUCGCCAAUGAAGUUAAUGCAGUAUUGACUGGCAGCUGGGAUGGUACCGUCAAGAUGUGGGACAGCCGUGUACCUAACUGUGUUGGCACCUACAACCAAGGCAAUGAGAGGGUUUACACAAUGAGCAUUGUUGGUGAAAAGUUUGUAGUUGGCACAUCAGGACGUAAAAUCUUUGUGUGGGAUGUCCGAAACAUGGGGCAUGUGAACCAACGGAGGGAGUCAUCUCUGAAGUAUCAAACCCGUUGCAUCCGAGUGUUCCCCAAUAAACAAGGCUAUGUGCUGAGCUCCAUCGAGGGAAGAGUGGCCGUGGAGUACUUGGACAGUAACCCUGAGGUUCAGAAAAAGAAGUACGCAUUUAAGUGCCACCGAAUCAAAGAUGCAGGUCUAGAAAAAAUCUACCCAGUCAAUGCAAUAAGCUUCCAUUCGGUCUACAAUACAUUUGCCACAGGUGGAUCCGAUGGUUAUGUCAACAUCUGGGAUGGGUUCAACAAGAAACGUCUCUGUCAAUUCCACCGUUACAACACCGCCGUGUCUUCCCUUAGCUUCUCUCAUGAUGGGUCCGCUUUAGCCAUAGCGUGUUCCCAGUUGGAUGAAACUCAGCUUGAGGAGCCUAAACCUGAGGAUACAAUCUACAUCAGAUAUGUCACAGACCAAGAAACCAAACCUAAAUAAUUGAAAAUGACCUGAACUUACAGUUUUAAGUGAUGCUGUGUUUGUAAUUAGUUCUAGGUGUAAACUAAGCAACUUGAUCUGUCCAUGGAAAUCAGUUUAAUGUUUUCAUGAAUUGCGGUCGUUAAUUAUUAGUUUGUAUUUCUAUUUUUAAGUUACCUCUUAAUUUAAUAAAGUCUUAAUACUUUUUAA